UGGCCAAACAGACGGGAACAAGAGUCUUGUCAGAAAGGUUUCUACAGGGUUUGAUAGUGGUGACCAGUUUGACACAGAACUGUCAGCCAUUAGGCAAGAAGCUGAACAUUAUCUCACCUUUCUAGACCAAUGUGGCAAGAUGUUCGAGAACAUGCAUUCACUGAAACACAAUACAAGUGAAGUAGUCUCGAGACUGGAAGAUUUAAAGAAACUAGCAACUGAUUUAAAGCAGAAGCACCAAGACCUAAAUGCAGUCAGUAAUAAAGUCAAAGGUUUAGCAACAGAACAUCCGUGUAUGGAUCAAGUCCACAUUGAAAACACUUUGUUGAAUGCAGUUACUGAAAGAUGUCAUGCUCUAGAGAACAUGGCACUUGAGCAAAAGAAUUUUGACAACAGAGUUGGAAAGCUGAGAUUGUGUUUGAAGGAACAGAUGAAUGCUGCUGCCUACUUUGAUUCAGUUAGACUUUCUGCGCGUGAAGUUGAUCAGCAGUUGGACAGAUGCAAGUCUAUGCUUGCUGAGAUUGACAGCCAUGCUCAAGAGGUUGAUCAGAUUAAAUUGAUGGCCAACCGUUUGAAGCAGACCUGCAAUAAUGGUGGCAAACAGGAACUAGAGGCAACUGUUUGCGAAUUAACAAAACAAUAUGAGCAGCUAGUGCAGAGGUUAAAACAACAGCAAGAUAACCUCUGGAACUUGGCAUCUUCACGAAGGAAGUUUGAAAGUGACUGUCACAAAAUUGACAAAUGGUGUGAGGAUACAGCCGUGCUGUGUGUUCGAGGAUUAUCCCUAGAUUUUACAGCUGAGGUUUUAGAACAGCAGUACAGGGUCUUUAAGGUAAGCGGAGU
Candidula unifasciata is the source of this 843-nucleotide messenger RNA. The record is from the annotation of a GenBank genome assembly. Lineage: Eukaryota; Metazoa; Mollusca; Gastropoda; Stylommatophora; Geomitridae.